Molecule: messenger RNA, 5370 nt
Organism: Pomacea canaliculata
Lineage: Eukaryota; Metazoa; Mollusca; Gastropoda; Architaenioglossa; Ampullariidae
Product: RING finger protein nhl-1-like
Exons: 3
Coding region: 282-2012 (576 amino acids)
Biological process (GO): positive regulation of DNA-templated transcription
Cellular component (GO): chromatin; nucleoplasm
Molecular function (GO): zinc ion binding; ubiquitin-protein transferase activity
Source: RefSeq, a predicted model, not a curated record
CCAGCACAAUUUUAGUCACACAGAACACAGCAUAGAGGUAGGAAGGUUGAUCACUGGAGGUUUUCUGUCAACACUUGCUGUUUGACUGAAAUGCCAUUACAGUUUUAUUAGCUCCAAUCAAUCCUGUUGUUUCCGUCUUUCCAGCCAUCAGGUGUGUCAGCUAGCGAGCUUUAUGACAGACAAAAAUGUGUUUUCUUCAGUAACCACGAAGAGGGAUUGUUUGAGAAUGAAGUAGAAGUUUAUACUUUCCCAAACAUCGGAACAAAGAUUCCUCAUCAAACAUGGCUGCUACGCAGGAUAACAUGACGUGUGCAGUCUGCAGAGAAGUUUACAGGUCACCGAGGUUUCUGCCCUGUUAUCACACCUUCUGUCUAGAGUGUCUAGAGGAGCUGGCAAAGAGACAUGGAGACACCAUCCCGUGUCCUACCUGUAGAGCUCCUGCUACUGUACCGCCAGGUGGUGUGUGUGAUCUACAAGUCAACUUCUACUUCACGGAAGAAGCUCUGGAGCAGGCACGUAGUGAGAAAAGUCUGUCCAUGUGUCCUGUACACGCACAGAAGUGUCUUGUAUUUUACUGUACACAGUGUCACCAAGCCAUCUGUAUAAGAUGUAAGCUGACCAAACAUGAUGGACACGUUACAGAAGAUCUGGCAGACGCCGUCACUCGCUGUAAACAAACGAUUGAACAUGAACUGGAUCGUCUUGGUAAUCUCAUUGGUAUUCUAGAAUGGAAAACACAAUGUUUUAAAGAAAACAAGAAGUAUUUAGAAGAAAAACAAGUUGCAUUAACGAAGCAGAUUCAAGUCCGGCAUGACGCCAUUGUCGCUAUGGCAGGAAGAUAUCGUGACCAGGCGAUGAGAAAUCUUCAGGAAAUGUCAGAGAGUCUGAGGAGAGAGUUUACCGCCAUGACACAGCCAGUCACAGACGAGGUGAACUCCAUUUCCAAACUUCAGGAACGAGCUCGACGGGCGGUGCGUUCAGCCUGUGACACGGAGGUCCUGGAGAUGGAGAGAGAGAUGACACGGGGAGAAGGAAUCGCCGAGCGGUUGACAGAAGUAAUUGAUAGGUGGCCUUCUAUGACUUAUGUUCCUGGACUCCAUGGCGAUUUCACUAACGACAUUGAAAACUGCGUCAUGAUGUACAUAGGAUCGCCAGUGAAGCUGACAAAACAGAUUCAGAAUAGUUACAAAUUGAUUACCGAUAUUAGAUGCGGAGAUGGAGAAUGUCGUGAGGUGCACGCUUUGCGGCAAAAGGAGGAUAAACGUAUCCAGGUAUUUUAUGGGGGAACGGGAGGUGACUUCUCCAAAGAGAGGUCAGGGAUUUUCAUGAGAUACAGGCAAAGUGUUGUUGCUGAGCAUGAGUACGGAAAAAGAGUAUCACCCAUCACACGAAAAGAUCACAUAUUGGAAUGGGAAGGACAAGAGAAGAGAGUUCUUGCUUCAAAGAAUGCCGGCAUGUAUUGUAUAAAUCAGAACUGUACCACAGGUGAGUGUUUUAUAAGUUCAGUUAAGUUAGAACAAACAGACGAGAAGGAAACAUGGUGUUUCGGUUCUCCUUUAAUCUAUCCAGAAGUAAACAGGAUACAUAACUUUGAUGCUGACAAAGACGGGAUGUUGUUUGCUGUGGUAGACGAAGAUAAAGAUGAAACUUCAAAUGAUGAAUCAAUUAUAAGAGAUGAAGAGAACACGUGCAAAGAAAGGUCCCGUCGUGUUGUACGUGUUUAUUCCAAUAAAUGUAACAAAUCUGUAGCCACCUACACACCACCAGUACAACCGUUUUUCCCAACAGACGUGUGCUUUUGGGGCAAAAAGUUGGUGAUAUCUGAUUGGAUGAACGACUGUGUACACGUUACACAGGUAGAUAACAAUGAGAUCACAUUUGUCGACUACCUGCCAGGUGACAUAGUGCGGCCAACAGCUUUAAAUGUUGAUGUUGACGGCAAACUGCUCAUUGGGUGUGGCGAUGGCUUGUUUCUACGAGGUCUCCUUACCGCUUCUUGUUAUGAAAUGUAGAAGGUGUAUCCCAAUUACAUAUUUUAUUUGAAAUCAGCUUCUGCUGUGUGCAAAGAUUUGUUUUACACAUUUUCUUAAACAGUUGUGUUUAACCAGUUUCUUUUUUCUUCAUCCACACUAAUAAGAGGUUGUAUAUUCUGAUUGCUAGUGUACUGAAGAGAAGGUUGGUGCCUUUAUGCUUGCUACCAUUGAUGACAUUGAUGAGAUGGUAAGCAGACAUACACUCGUAGUCUGUGUUGUAGCGGCUUUGUGCUAAACACGGCAAAACACCAUCGUCGACAUUAAGUUAUGUUUAUUCACUUGCCUUAUUUGUCUAUAACGAGCUUUGUACCCUGUCAAUGUUUAAAAUGUGAAUAAAAUAAUCCCAGAGAUAUAUUUUAGAUUGUGGCAAACGCAAUGUUACCAGGUCACAUUAUAUCUGCAGCUGUCAGCUUUGCUUUUGUCUUUUUAACCAGCAGUAAAAGAAUGAAAGUCUGAUAAGAUUAUUGGAUUUGUGAUGUAUGAAACCAGUGAUAGAUGAAGUUAUCGUAUUAAUUACAUUAAUUUUUGGGGGAUAAAAAAUAUUUUUACAUUAUUUCUUAUUACUAGCACUAGCAGACUGAUACACAUGUUCUGUACCUGCACCAGAACUCACAUUUUGAGUUAGUGUGUAUUUGAUUAAACAGUCGAGCUGUCUUGUCAACAUUGAUAAAUAAAUGAGUGAAUGUAUUUUGUCACAGAAUAUGUCAUUUCGUACUGGUAGAUUGCAUUGGUUAUGAGUACUUUUUACAGUUAUAUAUGUUAGUUUCAUAACCGAUGAUUAUAUGGAGUGGUGUGAUGCCCAUUUCUUUCAAAAUAUUGUGCAAAGUUUUACGAAGACUGUGUAAAAUAGUGAUUAGUGAGUGAAAUGAACUGGACUGUUUAUUUGAUGGAUCAACGACCCGUUGAAAGUGAGGUGAAAUAUUGUUACAUGAUCAUCAAUCGAAAGAAAACAUAAACAUGCAUAAACAAUGAGAUGGGUUUUGUCACGUGUCGCUUGCUGCAGGGGUGGUGGAGGUGCGAGGGCCAGGAGGAUAGUGUUAUCUGUUCUAUGUGGGGGAGAGGGCUGGGUGUCGGGGGAGACUAGUAAGUAAGUAAAAGAUCCGCUUUGUAGUGAGAUGUAGGGCUGUGGGAGAUUGGAUGGGCGCACACCUGGCAGGGUCAGUAUUUCUGGUCUUGCAGAGUUAUAAGGAUGAGGAAUCUAGAAGUGUGGGAGAGAUGGAAGUUUUUAUUCACUCGAACGUUAUACCGUGAGUAGAUAUUGUAGGGAUUCGACAUUAACAAGAGCUUAGGUACGGAGAGAUACUGGCGUGCCGAGGAUGUUACUUGGUGUGGUCCCUCGCUUGGUGCAUGGGACGGAUCCUAUCAACCUGUACCUCGUAUUCCAUUCGUGGGAUCGUCAGUGAACUGUCAGCUGAGGACGGACUAUACUUACACCAGACUGCUGUGAGCUGCUGACCAUGCUGAAGUUGGGGAAAGGGGAGGAUGGACGGCGGUGGUUUUGUUUAGCACCGUGUUGCUCUUGGCAGUGGUCUGAGAUGAGGCUAUCUUUUGUUGUGUGUAGUCGAAUCUUUGUGUGGUAGUACCGGAUGAUUCGUUCUGUUUAUUUUAUAAGGAUAUUUGUUUGUAUGUUUGUCAAUGCUAUUCAUUGGCGCUUUUUUCUGUUUCGUUUUAAUUUCUUUGUGACUUUCUAAUAAACAUAUAUUUUGUGUGUGUUUAUCUGUUCACUGAGGAGCGGUUGGCUUCGUUUUAGGUUAUAUAUAUAGGAUGGAUUUUGUGUCGAAAGAAAACAACAGAACCUUUUCUGCUGCGUCUGUGAAAAAAUAAUUUUAAGUUGUUGUGUCUUUAAAAUGACAAAUAUAAAUUUACUACUUUUACAAAGACAUUACAUGUAAAGAAGUAUUUUUAGUGUAGACACAAUAUUCUUUUAGUAUGUCCUAGAUGCAAAAUUAUUCGUAAGGUGGAAUUACUUGCAAAUUUGUUGCUAUAACAGAUCUGAUGUGUUUUCUUUUAUUUGAGAACAAAUUUGGCAAUGGGAAAAACAUUUGUAAGUUUUGUUUUUGACAUAUCAUGCAAACGUUUGCGUGUGCCACUUCUUUGUUUGUGUGUACCUGCGCUCGUUACAUUUUUUUUAAUGUCGUUCAUUGUUAGCUCGUGUUGCCAGUCCAUGAACAGUGGAACAAAGUGAAUGCCAUGUGACUUCGAAAAAUCCGUAAAUAAUGUCAUUUCUUGAUGAAACUCUUCGAUGACUCAUUCUCUUCAGUAUGACUCCAAACGUACCUACAGACACAAUUUGGGAAAGCAGGAAUAAGUCCAUGUAGUUCACUUUCAAAAAUCUAAAUAAAGAAAUAGAAUUUUGUGAACACUGGCUUCUACACCAGCAUCUUACUGUAUCUUAUGUUCAUAGUGAAAUUUUAAAAAUGUGAAAGAAAAUUGUUACAUUAACUAAUAGACUUGGUUUGUGUUUGUUUACACUCUGCACCAUGUUAUCUUCGAUAAACAAGAAAUUGUUGUAAGUAAGCGACUGUAUCACAAUUUACAUAUGUCUGAAAGUCCUCGUCACACAAGGAUGACUAUACAGUGUAAUCGUAAUCAGCGUGGUGGUUUUUUUCCCAGACCAAAUAGUGUGUACAUAUUUUAUAUAUGCUGUUGUGUGCAAACUGUAUUUGAAAUCAGCUGCUGCUGUGUGCAGAUUUUGUUUGCACAUUUUUUCAAUUGCAUUUAACCAGAUCUUGUUUGUUCUUUGUCUUGUUGGUAUUUUGUUUGUUUGUUUGUUUUUUCAUCCAUGCCGUUUGCAGUAGUUGAUGACAUGCUGACGCAGUAUGAGAAACUUGGCUGCAAUAUGUCUCUAAAUGUUCACUUCCUUCAUUCCUAUCUGGAUUUCUUUUCUGACAACUGUGGUAUGGUUAGUGAUGAUUUUUUUUAAUCAAGAUAUUGCAGCAAUGCAAAAAAGAUAGCAGAGAAAAUUGUCCACUACCAUGCUGGCUGACUACUGCUGGACACUACCCAGAGAUGCUCCCGAACAUCUGUACAAGAGACAGGCAAAGAAAUGUAAGAUGUAGGCUAUGACGAUGUUUUACAGGUGUUAAACAGGUCAGUUACUAUAAACAUGAAUUUCUUGAUGUACACAAUAAUCAUUGCAGAUUACAAAAAAAAAACUACAGCGAAUUUUACAUUUUAAUUGUCAUAUUCGUAUCGAGCACAUAAAAGUUGAUAAGAAAUGACUAAUUUCAUUUCAGUUACAAGAUUUUUGUAAACAGUUGUUGACCAGUGUUACCUGUCUUUAGCUGGUGUUGUUAAUGUAUGUGCUUAAGAUGUGAAUAAAAUAAUCCCUGUAAUC